Molecule: messenger RNA, 1070 nt
Organism: Theobroma umbraticum
Lineage: Eukaryota; Viridiplantae; Streptophyta; Magnoliopsida; Malvales; Malvaceae
Product: peroxygenase-like
Molecular function (GO): calcium ion binding; monooxygenase activity
Source: RefSeq, a predicted model, not a curated record
AAGAAGAAUAACAAGAAAACAAAAAAAACCCAGUGAGAAAUUAAGGGAAAUGGCUUCCGGGAUGGAAAAUGAGGCACUGGCAAGUGAGGCUCCUUUUGCACCUGUGACUUAUGAGAGGAGAGUCAGAAAUGACUUGGAAGACAAGCUCCCGAAACCUUAUAUGGCCAGAGGUUUGGUGGCUCCGGAUACAGAACACCCAAAUGGAACACCAGGCCGCAGGCAUAACCAAUUGAGUGUCCUUCAGCAGCAUGUGGCAUUUUUCGACCAAGAUGAUAACGGAAUCGUUUACCCUUGGGAGACUUUCACUGGACUGCGAGCCAUUGGCUUCAAUCCAAUUGCCUCUCUUGUCAUAGCGGCUGCCAUCAAUGUUGCAUUGAGCUAUGUCACACUUCCAGGGUGGCUGCCUUCACCUUUCUUCCCUGUAUAUAUUCACAACAUACACAGAGCGAAGCAUGGAAGUGACUCAGGCACUUACGACACCGAAGGGAGGUUUAUUCCAGUGUACAUUGAAAACAUGUUUAGCAAAUAUGCUCGUACAGUACCGGACAAGUUUACACUCAGAGAGAUCUGGAACAUGACUGAGGGGAACCGACAGGCUUAUGACUUCUUUGGCUGGAUUGCUAGCAAGUUGGAGUGGGGGUUACUAUAUGUCCUUGCAAGGGAUGACGAGGGCAUGCUGUCUAAGGAAGCUGUAAGACGAUGCUUUGACGGUAGCUUGUUCGAGUACUGUGCACAAAUGCACAGGGGUGGCAAGGAGAAGACGGGUUAAUCCUAUGCUAGUUCCCUCUGUAUUAGAAUUUUCUUCUCUAGUUUCAUUUGCACCUGGUCUUUGUCUUGUAUAUGCUGCCUAUGCAGACUAGUAGCCUAAAUUAAGGACAAUAACGCCAAAAGAGAUGCAGACAGGUUUGUUGAGGUAUGGAUUUGGCAAGUAAUUGUCUAACUGGUCUGGUAAAUGUGGUUUUGUUUUCCAUGCAAAUCAUCUGAUCAUAAUGCUAUUCACAUUCCAGUCAUAGAAAUUGAACACCAAGAGGAUUACUUUCCAUUAAAAAGAGGUCUUUCUUUUUCUCUGA